Molecule: messenger RNA, 977 nt
Organism: Euleptes europaea (tarantolino)
Lineage: Eukaryota; Metazoa; Chordata; Lepidosauria; Squamata; Sphaerodactylidae
Gene: DIMT1
Product: DIM1 rRNA methyltransferase and ribosome maturation factor
Exons: 12
Coding region: 1-957 (318 amino acids)
Biological process (GO): rRNA methylation
Cellular component (GO): mitochondrial matrix
Molecular function (GO): rRNA (adenine-N6,N6-)-dimethyltransferase activity
Source: RefSeq, a predicted model, not a curated record
AUGCCGAAGGUGAAGACGAAGCCGCAGUCGCGGCAGCAGCGCCAUGAAACGAAAGGACCAGUUUUCUUAAUCUAUGAUUUUGUGUUUCCUGUAGGCAUCAGGUUCAACACUGGACUUGGUCAGCAUAUUUUGAAAAAUCCCCUCAUUGUGAACAGCAUUGUAGAAAAGGCUGCGUUGCGUCCAACAGAUGUUGUUCUAGAAGUUGGUCCUGGCACUGGGAACAUGACAGUGAAAAUGUUAGAAAAAGUAAAAAAGGUCGUUGCUUGUGAGCUUGAUGUAAAGCUGGUUGGUGAACUCCAGAAGAGAAUCCAGGGCACACCUUUGGCCAGUAAGCUUGAAAUAAAGAUUGGAGAUGUAUUGAAAUCUGAUCUGCCCUUCUUUGAUGCUUGUGUAGCUAACUUGCCUUAUCAGAUUUCGUCACCUUUUAUUUUUAAGCUGUUGCUGCACCGGCCUUUCUUCAGGUGUGCAGUGCUUAUGUUUCAGAAAGAAUUUGCUCUUCGUCUGGUCGCCAGGCCGGGCUCUCCACAGUACUGCAGGCUUUCUGUUAAUACUCAGUUAUUAGCCCGUGUUGAUCAUCUGAUGAAAGUUGGAAGGAAUAACUUCAAGCCACCGCCCAAAGUUGAAUCCAGUGUUGUCAGGAUAGAACCAAGAAACCCGCCACCACCAAUCAACUUCCAGGAGUGGGACGGUCUACUGAGAAUAGUCUUUGUCAGGAAAAACAAAACUCUUUCAGCGGUUUUUAACUCAAAUGCUGUGAAGCGACUUCUGGAACAGAAUUACCAAAUUCACUGCUCACAAAAUAACUUGAAAAUUCCUGAAGAUUUCAGUAUUGGGAAUCUAAUACAAGGAGUUUUACGCGACACUGGUUACUCGGAGAAGCGUGCCCGUGUAAUGGAUAUAGAUGACUUCAUCAGAGUUCUGCAUGGCUUCAAUGCAGAAGGCAUCCACUUCUCAUAACGGAAAAGAAAAUUACUUUU